This is a messenger RNA of Pomacea canaliculata, 3389 nucleotides long. RefSeq names its product low-density lipoprotein receptor-related protein 2-like. The record is from RefSeq and is a predicted model, not a curated record. The transcript has 10 exons. Lineage: Eukaryota; Metazoa; Mollusca; Gastropoda; Architaenioglossa; Ampullariidae. The coding region runs from base 38 to 2338 and encodes 766 amino acids.
CUUGACGGACGUAGUGUUCUACGACGCCGACGCCGAGAUGCCGGACAGCGUGUCCUGCGGACGGAACAAUGGCGGCUGUCACCAAGUCUGCAUCGUCGAUAACAACAUCCCGCGAUGUGCCUGCAGGUUCGGCUUUACCCUGCAAGACGACGGCGUCACGUGUGCUGCAAGUUUCGUCACUGCCAACUUCUUUCUGACCACGGAGCCAGUGCAGUCGGCAGUUUAUCAGAUCACGACUGACGAUGACGUGUCAGCCCUCCCAGUCUCCCGAGGCUCUCAACCCGCAUGCGCCAUCUACAAUCAGCUGACUAAUGACGUCAUUUGGUUCGACAACGCAACCAGCGCCAUCAAACGGUCCUCCACGUCAAAUGAACACGUGACAGAGCAAGUCCUUCUGACUCUGAGUCAAUCGAAUAAGGUGACCUCAAUGAGGAUCGACUACUCCACCGGCAACUUGUAUUUUGCCGAAACCACGGAGAAUGAGAGCAAUGGCUGGGUUCGAGUCCUCUCUUUGAAGAACGGCGCUCUUCACACGAUCACAUCGACUGUUGCAGUCCGGUACCUGGACAUCGCCCCACAGCAAGGAUACCUUGUUUAUGGUUCCACGACCGGAAGUAUUUACAAGUCAGACAUGGCGGCUGAGACUCCGCAACUGUUGAAAAGCGGCCUUGUGGGGCUGUCUGGACUCACUUUCACUAGCAAUGGGAUGUCGGUUGUGUGGUCAGACUGGGUAAAGGAUGAGAUAGUGGAGCGACCCCUCGACACCCUCAGUGACAAGAUUCGGUUACAGAAAGCAGGCAGCUUUCCAUAUUCUGUGAUGACUUGGGGUGAUGACCUGUAUUACCUCAGCAAGAAAAGCCUAAGCAUUAAUCGCCUGACACCCACCAAUCAGGAAUCAGAGGUACACCAAUUUCCUCAGUUGGGAAUGCUCACAUCUUUGACCUUUCAGGGGUCAGCUCCUACAUCUCCAUCCACCGCUUGCAGUGACCGCAACGGCCGCUGCAGCACGCUCUGCAUCCCUACGCCCAACGGAGCCCGGCAGUGCGCAUGCGCGUAUGGUGUGGAACUGCUGGACGAUAAGAGAACAUGCAAAAACGUGGAGCCAUGCAGUGGCGCAAUCCCCAAUGGUGACCUGGACGUGACCUGCGACCGGUACCCGGGGUAUGCCUGUGACUUUACCUGCAGACAAGGUUAUAUCAAAAGCGUGCACACCUCUAUUCUCUGUCUGAAUACGGGUUUGUGGAAUGUGUCCAUCAACAAACUCUGCCCGCAGGCAUGCCCCACACGGUUUCCAAACGGAGGCGUGGAGACUUCCUGUCAACCUGCGCCUGGCCAAUCAUGCACUGGGACAUGUGACUUGGGCUACCAAUCAGCGAGCGGCAAGAGUUUUACACUCACGUGUGGAGAGAAUGGUCAGUGGAUUCCAGAUGUCAAUUCUCUUUGCUACCAACCAUGCACCCCGCAAUUUCAAAAUGGCGUCAUGGAUACUUCCUGUCGACCUGAGCCUGGACAAUCGUGCACUUUCAUUUGUAGCUCGGGCUACCAAUCAGCGACGGGCACAAAUGUAAACGUCACGUGCGGCGCCAAUGGUCAGUGGACUCCAGCCGUCAAUUCUCUUUGUGUCGAUCCAGGACAAAGUCAAGGACAAGGUGCAAGUCAAGGCUUUCCUGACUACGCCAUUGGUCUCGUGUCCGCUGGGGGCGUGGCCAUAGUGGCUCUGGUUGUGGGGUACAUCUUGUACUCUCGAAUGAAGCGCUACAGGGGACACAAUCCUAAAGACAGUAUUUCCGGAUUCAUUAAAAAGAAGGUGCUGUCACGUACGAGCAGUGCUGACAGCACAGCAACUGUCAGAUAUACCACCAGCCCCGCAGUCAGGACUCAUGAUGUGGACAGUCUCUAUGAUGAAAUCCCAGCCUCCAUGGUCUAUGGUCAGACCAACAAUGGCUUCCAGCCAGACAGCCUCGACUCUUCUUUCUCUCGUUCACCGCACGUGACCUCUGACCAAAAGGGUAUUUAUGAUACCAGCUAUAUCACACUCAUAGACUACGCAGAGCCCAUCGAUGAGAAAAGCCCACAGCCUUGCCCACGUACAUCCUUGAAGCAGUCAGUAAAUAAUGGUUACCUGACAACCUCCAUGCAUGAAGGAAACCUACAAAAUUGCCGACAGUCCUCUUCAAGCCAGCUACCAGACAAUGGGUACCUGAGAGUCUCCCUGGAUGGAAAAAACCCACAGCCUUGCCCACGAUCCUCCGUGAAACAGGAUGCAGCAGCUGGGUACCUUAGCCCAGGAUCACCUGAUGUGCUGGGCUUCACCAACCCAGCCCCUGACUAUGAGUAAACAGGAAUCAGCGAGUUCGGCAGUUUUUAAAAACUUGUUUCCAGACAAUUUUUGUGAUUAAUUUUUUCAUUGACUUCAUGCAGAAAUUUAUCGUCUGCGAAGGUGUCCAUUAACUGACGUCUUGAGGUGAACACUUCAAUGUCCUUAGUCCCAGCAAAAAUAUUGUGUAAGAAGUGCAUGUAACAUUUUAAGUAGUAAUAUGCGUGACUUUAUAAGUGUAUAUGUAUAUAUGUAUAUAUAACAGCAACAGAAACAAACGCAAAAAUCAAAAAUCACUUCAAGACAAUCAUUGGUUUGGACAGCCAAACUCUAAGCAGCGAGUAUCGACAACACAAGGUUAAGAACUGAUCACACUCACCAGGGAACACACACAUACACACCUACUGACAGGCCAAAGAAAAUGUAGUGAACAGUUAGUCCCUGUGCUGUAUAUGCCUGAUAUUUACAAAUAUAUAAGAUGUGUUUCUCUCUCAGAUAUAGUAUAAUAAUCGUAUCUUCGGCACCACAUAAACUUUCGAACGUGUAUCUACUUCAUAUGAACAGUCUUUCUAUUCAUUGUACUCCACCUGUGAUGUGGAGAGUCGAUCUACUUCGUCACCGUCUUUCUAUUCAUUGUGCAACCGUUUCAAGCACACGCACACGUGUACAAACACGUUGAUAUACACGUGCUGUGUAGCGCCUUCCUGCUCACAACCACUAGUACACAUUCUUUGACGUCAUCACGAGCACAAACACGUCUAGAGCACUUCUGACGUCAUUAUACUCUAGUGCGACAUUUUUUGUACGACGUCAACACGAGCACAAGCACGUCUAGAGCACUUCUGACGUCAUCAUGCUGACAUAUCUAGUGCGACAUUUUUUGUAUGACGUCAGCAUACUCACAUGCUUCAUUCUCUAGUUCCCCAAAGCGAUAAUCUCUCACAAAGAUGUAAUAAUGUGGUGUGAGUUAUAUGUGGUGUUAUAUUUCACACAUAUAUGUAACGCGUUUAUUCUAAUGCUUUUUUUUUGGUGUAUUUAUAUAUUCUUUAUUAAAAUAAAAAUUUAAAAUUAA